AUUUAUUAUACUAUUUAUCAGUUGCUAAUCUUAACUUCAUUUAGCUACCCAAUCUUGAUUUCUCUUCAUACUACAAUCCGAUCAUAAAAUCUACCGGGUAUGGUACCUCGACGAAAUUGGAUGAAAAACCAAUUGUACUGGAGAUGAAGUCGGCGACUUUUGAGCAUGAAAACGGCGUGAAAAAUGGCGCUGAUGAACAUCUGCAACGCAUCUUUCGUUUGGAAAACGUUAAUUUAACUGUGAAAAAGGGUGAUGUGAUAUGUCUAGAAGGUCCUGUCGGUGGAGGUAAAAGUGCAUUUAUUGAUGCUAUCGUGGCUAGCGUUAACUGCACAUCCGGCAGCGUUUGUGUGCAUGAGCUAACUUCAGGUUUCGGUUAUGUGCCCCAAACGCCUUGGCUGCAACGCGGCACUAUACGCGAUAAAAUUAUUUGGGGUAAUGUAUUCGAUGAGCAAUGGUACAAAGCAAUUUUGUACGCUUGUGCGUUGAAUGAAGACUUGGAAUUAUUGGGCGGUGAUUUAAUUGGCAUAGGCGAAAACGGACGUACGCUAUCUGGGGGACAAAGAGCGCGUGUAGCUUUGGCACGAGCGGUCUAUCAGAAUAAGAAAAUUUAUUUGCUGGAUGACAUACUGGCUUCAUUGGAUGCGCACGUAGCACGUCACAUUAUCAGAAUACUGUAUACUUGGUCUGUUGAAGGAGAAGACACGCAUUGUGGUGACACGCAAUGUAUCGUUAUUCUAUCACGCACAUCAGAUACUCCAUAUCGAGGAUGGCAAGGUGACACAAAGCCAAUAUAUGUCCGAAAGUGUUGAUAUCCAUUUGGAUUUAGAUGAAGAAACCAUUGAUGAUAUAUACGACUACACUCGCAGAUCUUCCAUCGAUUUGGAUGAACAAAACUCACCUGAUAAAAAGAGCGUUGACAGUAUUAUGCUGGAGGAGUCACGGGAGUAUGGAAAGAUCUCAUUGAAUGUACUCUCCUGCUACUGGCGAGCCAUUG
This is a messenger RNA of Rhagoletis pomonella (apple maggot), 994 nucleotides long. Its product is annotated as multidrug resistance-associated protein 7-like. The transcript has 6 exons. Gene Ontology annotation, biological process: transmembrane transport. The record is from RefSeq and is a predicted model, not a curated record. Gene Ontology annotation, molecular function: ATPase-coupled transmembrane transporter activity; ATP binding; ATP hydrolysis activity. Gene Ontology annotation, cellular component: membrane. Lineage: Eukaryota; Metazoa; Arthropoda; Insecta; Diptera; Tephritidae. Bases 144 to 809 code for a protein of 221 amino acids.